AUGCAUUUGGAAGCUAGAAGAGUUAUUUUUUUCCUUUGGAUUUUUCUUCAAGUUCAAGCAAUCAAAGAUCUCUCCAUUAAAAUAUACGGUUCUGAAAUUAAAGACAUAGAUAAUGCCCCAAGAACUGAAGCAACCAAAAAUACCGCAAAAACGUACAAAGUGUCAACCAUGAGACGAAUAUUCGAUUUGGCAAAGCAUCGAACCAAAAGAUCAGCAUUUUUCCCAACUGGGGUUAAAGUCUGUCCACAGGAAUCCAUGGAACAGAUUUUAGCCAGUCUUCAAGCUUAUUAUAGAUUGAGAGUGUGCCAGGAGGCGGUGUGGGAAGCCUACCGGAUCUUUCUGGAUCGCCUCCCUGAGCCAGGGGAAUACCAGGACUGGGUCAGCGUCUGCCAGCAGGAGACCUUCUGCCUCUUUGACAUCGGGAAAAAUUUCAGCAACUCCCAGGAGCACCUGGAUCUUCUUCAGCAGAGAAUGAAACAGAGAAACUUCCUUGAGAGAAAAGAUGAAGUAGUCACAACAGAGACCUUAGGAGAGCUUGGUCAAACCCCUACGUGGCCAGUGUCUCACCCAGGCCCUUGCUUCCCCCUACCGAUGACAACUGCUCAACGAAAUCCUCAACUACACCCUCCCAGCACCAAAGUGCCUACGAGAGAAAGAAAAAUAGAAUUCACCGAUGCUGCUGAGGAUUCACUGGAGCAAAAAGUAGAGCUAAGCAUCUCUCUGGCAAACCAGAAGUUCAAGCCAGAGCUGGAUAACUCCCGGUCUCCGUAUUACCAGGAGGUCGCAGCCAAGUCUCAGCUUCAGAUGCAAAAGAUAUUUAAGAAACUUCCAGGAUUCAAAGAGGUCCAUGUGUCAGGAUUUAGACCAAAGAAAGAAAGAGAUGGGACAAGCUCCACAGAGAUGCAACUUACAGCCAUCUUUAAGAAAGGCAAGGCAGAAGCAAAAAGCCCUGCCAGUGACCCUCCGUCAUUUGAUUCCAACAAAAUUGAAAGUGAAGGAGACCCUCGUGGAACGAUGGAGGAAGAGAAGCAAAGAGAACUCUAUCCCACAGCGUCAGAGCUCAGGAAGCUGAUCAGCAGAGCCCUGGAGGAAGACCAGUCCUUGGAUGUGGGGACAAUUCAGUUCCCUGAAGAAAUUGCUGGGUCAUUGCCAAGCCUGGAUCCUGACACCCAGUUGGUGCUGCCCACUCUCCUCACUGUUAUCGCAAAGGAUGCUACUCUGAGUCCAGAACUUCCUCUUGGUCAACCCAGGCUGGAGACAGUGGACAGAGAAGGACACAGUCUACCUGGAGCUUCGCCCACAGAUGGUUCUUGGGCUCCACCUGCUGUGACCUCUACCUCCCUAUCAGAAACUCUACCUUUUUUCACUGCAUCAAGCGUCUUUUCUCAGACUGAUCAAAGUGCCACAGACAUAAUGUCCAUUGACCAGACAGUACUAAUCCCACGGCUUACUGUCCCCACUGAUGAUUAUUCUGCCAUCAGCCCAUUGGUUCCGGAAAUUCCACACUUGCCUACAUCUUCAGAAGACCGGUUAAGUACAAGCAGCCAAGAUGCAAUGGAAGACUUAGAUGGAAUGGAUCUCACUAACACUCCUACCUCCUCUGAGUUCCCAGGAUUCAGUGGGUAUGUUUCCAGCCCGGAUUAUUUCCUGGAGAACAUCACUCCUGACCCAGGUUUGCACUACAUCACCACCAGCACCAUGACUGUUGCUGCCAGGGGCCCAGAGUUGGUGGUGUUCUUCAGUUUGCGUGUAGCCAACAUGCCCUUCUCCACUGACCUGUUUAACAAGAGUUCGCUUGAAUAUCAAGCUCUGGAGCAGCGAUUCACAGAACUGCUGGUUCCAUAUCUGCGAUCCAAUCUUACGGGUUUUAAGCAACUUGAGAUACUUAACUUCAGAAAUGGGAGCGUGAUUGUGAAUAGCAAAGUGAGGUUUGCUAAAUCAGUGCCAUAUAACCUCACCAAGGCGGUGCGAGGUGUCUUGGAGGAUUUUCGUUCCACAGCAGCCCAACAACUUGAUCUGGAAAUAGAUAGCUACUCUCUCGACGUUGAAGCAGCGGAUCAAGCAGAUCCCUGCAAAUUCCUGGCCUGCGGCGAAUUCGCCCAGUGUGUGAGGAAUGAGUGGACCGAGGAAGCUGAGUGUCGCUGUCGAUCGGGGGACCCAGGCCCCUGUUCUCCCAUAGAGGACUGUGAAGACAUCCCGGGGAAGGGAACACCAUGCAGAUCACUAGACCAAUCUAAAAAUCGAGUGUAUGAACCUGGUGUUAAAAAGUUCCAACGUCAGCAAGAUAACAAGGUAACUAUGAAAAGAAAUUUGAAUUACUGACUAGGAUAUGAAGAAUUUAACUAUCAAGAUUGGGAAGGAAAUUAA
Messenger RNA from Budorcas taxicolor (takin), 2367 nucleotides. RefSeq names its product interphotoreceptor matrix proteoglycan 1 (gene IMPG1). NCBI's taxonomy places the organism in Eukaryota, Metazoa, Chordata, Mammalia, Artiodactyla, Bovidae. The record is from RefSeq and is a predicted model, not a curated record. Gene Ontology annotation, biological process: visual perception.